This is a messenger RNA of Indicator indicator, 1677 nucleotides long. RefSeq names its product fatty acyl-CoA hydrolase precursor, medium chain-like. Bases 1 to 1677 code for a protein of 558 amino acids. NCBI's taxonomy places the organism in Eukaryota, Metazoa, Chordata, Aves, Piciformes, Indicatoridae. The record is from RefSeq and is a predicted model, not a curated record. The transcript has 13 exons.
AUGCCAACUGGAAAGGGCUUGACACUGCUGUCCUUGAUGCUCACCAUCGCGGGCACAGCGCUGGUAGCUACUGGGCAAAAAGCAGAGCAACCAGAAGUGGAGACCAACUACGGGAGAGUCCGAGGGUACCAGUUCCACGUAGAUGCAGCCGAGAAGAGUGUCAAUGUCUUUCUGGGACUUCCUUUUGCUAAGCCUCCACUUGGACCACUGAGGUUUUCUGAACCCCAGCCACCUGAGCCAUGGAAAGGUGUCAGAGAUGCCACUUCCUACCCACCAAUGUGUCUACAGGAUAAAGCCCAAGGACAACAUUUGUCAGAUCUUAUCACUAACAGAAAAGAAAAAGUUGCUCUCCAAAUGUCUGAGGACUGCUUAUACCUCAAUGUGUAUACCCCUGAUUCUACAGAGGCACCAGAGAAGCUGCCUGUCCUUGUAUGGAUCCAUGGAGGUGGAUUAGUUUUGGGAGCAGCUUCAUCAUAUGACGGUUCAGCACUAGCAGCCUUUGACAACGUGGUGGUUGUAACCAUUCAGUACAGACUGGGUAUCCCUGGCUAUUUUAGCACUGGUGAUCAGCAUGCCCGGGGGAACUGGGGGUAUUUGGAUCAAGUAGCAGCUCUUCAGUGGAUUCAGGAGAACAUCCUCCAUUUUGGAGGAGACCCAGGAGCUGUCACUAUCUUUGGAGAAUCUGCAGGAGGAAUCAGUGUUUCUGCUCUUGUCUUAUCUCCCCUGGCAAAAGGCUUGUUCCACAAGGCCAUUUCAGAGAGUGGCACUGCAGUCAGGCUUCUGUUCACUGACCAGCCCCAGGAGGAAGCACAAAGGAUUGCUGCUGUUGCUGGCUGUGACAAAUCCAAUUCAGCUGCAAUGGUGGAAUGCUUAAGAGGAAAAACAGAAGAAGAGAUAAUCGAGAUAACACUAAAAAUGACUGUGCUGUUCGUUGGUGGCUGUCCAGAUGGUGUAUUUUUGCCAAAGACCCCCAGGGAAUUACUAUCUGAAAAAAUGAUCAAUCCAGUUCCAUAUAUUAUAGGAAUGAAUAACUGGGAGGCUGGAUGGUUAGUUCCUACGAUGAUGAAUUUCCCUGAUUUGAGAGAUGGUCUGGAUAAGGAUGUUGCACAUCAACUUUUGCAUAACACCUUGGCAUUAUUUGACCCUAAGGCUGCUAGUUCUGAAAUUGUUGACCAAGUAUACAAGGAGUACAUUGGGAAGGCAGAAAACCGUGCUGAGGUGCGAGAUGGUCUUCUUGGUGCAAUAGGAGACUUUAUGUUUGUUUCCCCAGCUGUUGAAGUGGCCAGAUACCAUAGAGAUGCUGGCAACCAGGUCUACUUCUAUGAAUUUCAGCAUCGACCAAGCUCAGCGGCAGGGGUGGUGCCAGAGUUUGUGAAAGCAGAUCAUGCAGAUGAGAUUGCCUUUGUCUUUGGAAAGCCUUUCUUAGCUGGACAAGCUACAGAAGAAGAAAGCAAACUUAGCAGAACUAUGAUGAGAUACUGGACUAACUUUGCUAAAAAUGGACAUCCCAACGGAGAAGACCUGGUCCAUUGGCCUCAGUAUGAUCUGGAUGAGCAAUACCUGGGAAUAGACCUCGUGCAAAAAGCAUCCAAGAAACUGAAAGAAGACAAAAUGGAGUUUUGGAGACAGCUCACGGAACAAAUGAUGAAGGAAAAGAGACAACACACAGAUUUAUGA